Messenger RNA from Planococcus citri (citrus mealybug), 3214 nucleotides. RefSeq lists its product as uncharacterized. Bases 238 to 3096 code for a protein of 952 amino acids. The transcript is spliced from 3 exons. The record is from RefSeq and is a predicted model, not a curated record. Gene Ontology annotation, molecular function: protein binding. Lineage: Eukaryota; Metazoa; Arthropoda; Insecta; Hemiptera; Pseudococcidae.
GGAGCCGCCACCCGCCAGGCACCAUUGCUGGCCGAUAACAAUCAUAACAUUACAAUUACAUGAAGUGAUGCAAUAACAAUAUAACAUUGUGGCCUGCUUGCGAAUGUGCAUACUAAUUCAACUCGUGUGUCGUUUAUAAGUAAUUAGUAAAAUAUUGCAUAGUUUCAAGUUUGCUAGUAACAAGAAAUUGAAUUUUUCUCUUCCGAAAUAUCAAGUAAGGAAAGUUCCUGAAGAACCAUGAGUUCCGGAGACAAUUCAGAAGUACCUGUUGAUCCCCAAAAAACCGAAAAGGUGGUGAGAAGUCAAUUUUACGAUGUAAUGGUCAAAGUGGAUGCCGACGUUUAUUGUUUGGAUCGAUUACAACUGGCCUGGAAAUCGGACUUCUUUGAGAAAUUAUUUAACGAGCAGUCUGACCAAAAAGAAUGCAGUUCGAUAGAGCUAUCGGUAAUGGAUACCAACACCUUCUCUGCCAUCGUUGAUAUAAUAUAUGGACAAUCGUUGACGUCUGUCUUGAACCACGACAAUUACGUUGCUUUAUUAAUGGCCAUGAAUCACUUGCAAAUGGAGAUCGAUAUGGAAACUUACGCAAGGUUCAUUGUGAAAAAUUCCGCCACAGAUGUUGAACUAUUCAAAUUAUUCAACUUCGUGCAGGAAAAUCCGAAUUUGCAGCGCUUGUUACCGGCAGUUUUCAAAUCUCUAUCUGUUCAUUUGGUGAAAAUUCAACAUAAUGAAGAUUUCUUACGUUUACCGCUUGACGAUAUUAUCAGAAUAAUUAUAAGCGAAAGAUGCGCCGUAAAGGAGAAAGAUAAGGAUAAGGAUAUAGAUACGCCAACCAUGAGUCAAAUUUGCUCACAAUGGAUCCAUCACGAUUUGCAAAGCAGACUUCCUCACUUAGCAAAGCUCGUGAAUGCUGUCAGACGAAGAUUUCGUCGUGUAACCGAUAUAAAGGAUGAAGAUUUCAACACUGUAUUAACUGGUAUCGCCGAAGAAAUGAAUCCGGAAAUGACGAAGAAAGUUUUCUACAAACUUUUGAUUUGCCAUGGAGAAAUAGAUUCGAGUACUUGGAGUUUAAUUUAUGCUCCUCAGAAAUCGAUUGAUUCUAAAGGGAAAAAAAGGAAUAUGUUUGAUUUCGACGAUGAGUUCGACGAUUAUUCCGACGAUUAUUCCGACGAUGACGUUAUGACUACUCGAAGAAAAGAAGUUCCGAUUGAUUCUACAGAAAACGAACUAAAAAAGUUGAAAACACUUGUAGAAAACCAUCGUUUCCACGAUAUCGUUGUGACUACUGGAGAAAAAGCUUACAAACUUCAUCGAUUCAUGUUGAAUUCAGCAUCUAGCUAUUUUGCUGAGAUUUUUUCCGCCAAGCAGUACAGCGUAGACGCUCAAUUUGCAAAAGCAUCAACUCUGCAACAGAUUAAAAGUAACGAGUAUUCACUUCUCGGUGUUGAUCAAGCGACAUGUGACAUGAUCUUCGAAUACAUCUAUUUCGAUAAAUUGCAAUUGACAUCUGAAACGAUAAUUCCUGUAUUCAAAGCUGCCAAUACUUUGAAAAUGGAAAAAUUACUCGCCGAAUGUUUAUCGUGGACGAAGACGAAGAAGAAUAUCGAAGAAAUUUGUGCGAAGGUUCUCAUCGCUGAUGAAUGUAUUCGUAGAUCGUGGGUACAGAAGAAUAUUGCUGAAAUUUUUUCAAAACUUAUCAGCGAACCUGCUACAGCCGAUACGUUGCCUCUCUGUUACAUUUCUUUCGAUAUGUUGGAGGAUUUACUUUUGUCAUCGUUUCAUUGCUGUAAUGACCCGCAUAAGAUUUUAGACAUGUGUUCGAAAUGGGUUCUCCACGAUGUAAAGAAUCGAUAUCACCUGAUACUGAAAAUCGCCCUCGCUAUUAAUCGCAAUCGCAUUACGAAGUACCAAGAAUAUAAAAUAAAACUGCCUACAGAUUCGAACAACUGCUCGGAGGAAUCAAUCCGAAAUGAAUUAUGGAAAACUUUGAAUUCUACUACGUUGAUUCCCUCUGUUGGAAAAAUGCCCCAGUGCAAUGAAAAGAAAUUGGAAGAAAUACCUGUGUUUGUCGCAUGGACCCGGGAAACGUCUACUAUUUAUGUUUUGAACGCCAACUUGGAACAAAUUGUCUCAUUGCGUCUUUCAUUUGAUUCAGAAAAGCGAAGUUACAAUGAUACCUGUUAUAUAACUGCGACUUUAAUGGAUGACAAUUUAUUCAUUAUGUUAUCGUUGAAUGCUGAUUAUUCUGUUCCUGUGUUCAAUGUAUAUAAUUUAUCUUCGAAAAAGUUCAUCUCACUGAAUAGCUGCGCAAAACCUGGAGGAAUUUGGUAUAACGAAUGCACGCUGCUGAAUUGUCGCGGCCAAGUUUACUGUUGUUUUAAUUACACUGGCCAGGUAUUGAAAUAUUCGACCGAACUAAAUCGUUGGAUGAUACAUUCGACCGAACUAAGGAAUUGUAUUAAAUUUACGAGGAAGACGAUACAUUUGGAUAAAAACGAAAAAUAUGUUGAGGGAGUAUUGUUUACAAGCGACGGAGAUAAGUUGUACAGAUUGUAUGCUGAAGUUGAUCAUGAGCAGAUGUUUAGGCCUUCGCACCCGAAUUCAAAAUACGAAUAUACUGUGGACGAAUUCGAUUUUCAACAAAAUGCGUGGUUGCCUUUGUCAGAUUUGUCAUUUACACUGUCCAAAGCGGUAAAAGAGUUCACUAUCAUCAAUGGCAGUAUGCUUACUGUGUUAUUACCAUCAUGCUACAUGACAUUUGACCAAAAUUCAAAACAAUGGAAUGAGUUUCCCAUGACGGACAAUAUUCUUACGCGGAUUCAUUCGAACUCUUUCACUGUAGUUCAGUUUGAAAAUGAACUUUUACACGUGUGCCUCAACAAGCUGUAUCAGUGGUCUGAAGGAAAUCUAACUUGGGACUUGAAAAAAGAACUCCCAUUAAGAUUGAAAUCUGAGUUAUCCGAUGGUUCAGAAAAUGGUCGCCCUUAUGAUUGCAUUUCCGCCAUUCUGGGAUCUGAAUUAUCCGAUGAUUCAGAAGAUCGUGGCCCUUAUGACUGCAUUUCUGCCAUUCAUAAGCGCAGUGUUCGUACCGAUUAAUGUAAUGUAUCUAUCUAUCUAAUGUAAGCUUAUUAUGAUAAAAUAAAAUAGAUAUUCAUUUCUGUCUUGUUUACAAUUAUGGAAAUACUUAUUGAUUUAAUUAUACCUUUCGAUUGAA